Messenger RNA from Botrytis fragariae, 876 nucleotides. RefSeq names its product putative hydrolase protein. The record is from RefSeq and is a predicted model, not a curated record. Gene Ontology annotation, molecular function: catalytic activity. The coding region runs from base 1 to 876 and encodes 291 amino acids. Lineage: Eukaryota; Fungi; Ascomycota; Leotiomycetes; Helotiales; Sclerotiniaceae. The transcript has a single exon.
AUGAUGACAAACUCAAGUCUUUACAAGAUUAACUCCUCUACUCAACUCAAUGUUUUCUCUUCGGGCACACCCAACUCCUCGCCAGCCUUAAUAUUUCUACAUUUUUGGGGUGGUUCCUCUAGCACCUAUGCUCCUCUCAUUACUCUACUCUCCUCCAACUACUAUUGCCUAGCUCUCGAUUUUCGAGGCUGGGGUUCCUCUACCGGCCCACAAGAUCCAGAUGCGUAUCACAUCACGGAUCUCUCCAACGAUAUUUUCAGUCUCAUUCCCGAGUUUCUCCCACCAAGUCACCCAUUCAUUCUGAUCGGCCACUCAAUGGGUGGAAAGGUUGCUAUGCAUCUCUCUUCUACCAUUGAAUCACUUUCUCCUACAAAAUCUUUUCCGAGACUCCAAGCCCUCAUACUUCUUGCGCCUGCUCCUCCAACGCCUCUGAUUCUUUCCGAGGAAAUGACAAAGCAGCAGUUGACAGCCUAUGAUAGCAUUGAAGCUGCUACUUUCGUCAUUGCUCAUGUUCUGUCCUCUUCACCUCUUUCUGAACAUGUGGUCAAUAGUUUAGCUACGAAUGCGCUAGCUGGCAACCAGUAUGCGAAAUCAGCAUGGCCGAAAUAUGGGAUACAAGAGAAUAUAUUGGAGGAGGCGAGGAACAUCGCUUUGCCGACAUUGGUGUUCGCUGGUGGGGAUGAUAGGGUUGAAACGCUAGAAAGAGUGAAGGAAACAUUGUGUAACCUGAGUGGGGUGGCAGAGGAAAGAAAGUCGUUAAUAAUCUUGGAUGGAAUUGGACACUUGAUGAUGUUGGAGGCUCCGGACAUGUUAAGUCAUGAGAUUGAAAGGUUUGUCGACGGAAUUGUGCAUGUGGUUGGGCAAAUUAAAGAUUAA